AUGAGAGAUCACUCAGUUCCUCAAGUAUUGAUCAACCAAAUCAGAGCAGAUUUAAAUAAAGCUUAUAGAGAAGAAGAGACCUACUGGAAAUUAAAAAGCAGAAAUCAGUGGAUGAAUCUGGGAGAUCGCAAUACGAAGUACUUCCAUGCAGCUACAAAGGUCAGAAAAUCCAAGAACAGGUUAAAGUCAAUGCUGGAUGCUCAUGGAAUAGAACAUUUCUGUGAUUCUGCUAUUGGUAAAGUGGCUGAAGAUUACUUUACUAAUCUCUUCACCACGGCUCAGCACACAAAUAUGGAGGAAAUUCUUGCUGAUAUUGAACCAAAGGUUACACAAGAUAUGAAUAACAUGCUUACUCAGCCAGUCACAGACCAGGAAAUCAAAGCUGCAGUUUUCUCGAUAGGUGCAGAUAGAGCUCCAGGACAUGAUGGUUUCACGGCAGCUUUUUACCAACAGUUUUGGGAAUUGAUUGGGAACGAUAUCUGCUCAAUGGCCGCAUUUGUUCCUGGACGUAACAUAUCAGAUAAUAUUCUCGUGGCUCAUGAACUGAUGCACUCACUGAAAUCAAGAAAAGAUUUCCAAACUGACUUUAUAGCAGUGAAAACAGAUAUAAGCAAGGCUUAUGAUCGUGUUGAGUGGAACUUUCUGGAACAUGUUAUGCUCAAAAUGGGAUUCAAUACUCUUUGGGUAACAUGGAUCAUGCAAUGUGUAAAGACGGUUUCUUAUGAGGUCCUUAUCAAUGGUUCACCUUAUGGACAUAUCAAACCUUCAAGAGGCAUCCAACAAGAAAGCAGAGAGAACAAGACAAAUUCAAGGAAUGCAGUUAACAAGAGAGUGUCCAUCGAUAUCACAUCUCCUUUUUGCGGAUGA
Messenger RNA from Camelina sativa (false flax), 867 nucleotides. The record is from RefSeq and is a predicted model, not a curated record. NCBI's taxonomy places the organism in Eukaryota, Viridiplantae, Streptophyta, Magnoliopsida, Brassicales, Brassicaceae.